Molecule: messenger RNA, 408 nt
Organism: Lentinula edodes (shiitake mushroom)
Lineage: Eukaryota; Fungi; Basidiomycota; Agaricomycetes; Agaricales; Omphalotaceae
Exons: 1
Coding region: 122-376 (84 amino acids)
Source: RefSeq, a predicted model, not a curated record
CUCGAGUUUUCCGUCUCAGGGCAGACGAAUGCUAGUGACAAUCGUUGUGUCAGGAGAAAGAGGUCAAAGAUACGAGGCGCGUUUUUCCCCUCCGAGUCGUCGGUGAUCUGAGGUGGAUGAGAUGGUUGUGCUUUUCAGACGGUGGUGGAUUUGCUUUGUGAGUCUCCCCUACCUCUGGUUAACGUCCUCGUAUAUAACAACUGUACCUAUUCAGGCUCAACGGAAUGCAGAGUGGAGGAAACCCCACUGCACUCUGCCAAUGAUCCUUGUUUGUCACCCUUUUAAAUUGAACGACCUGACAAAAUGCUCGCUCAGAGUCGUUGGUAUAUUUUGCGCUAGGUGGAUGUUUCAUCGGUCCACUAUUAUCUUCGACUGAACCCUUCAUGUUGGUUUGUAGAACUACUAUAA